GGUUGCAAAGGCAGGCCAGAGCGCUCUCUCCAGACUUCUGAGACUUCCUCACAGAGAAGAGAUCCUCUUCUGCCCUCCUGCUUCAAAUCACCAUGGCUCUCCAUCCGCUGCUCCUCUGCUGCCUCCUGGCCACCAGCCUCUGCAUCUUCCAAGCCCAAGGAAGCAGGAAUACUUACGGGGACUGCUGCGAAGCCACCAAAGAUGUCCCAUUUCAAAAUGUGAAGCGUUUGAAGUCCUACACCAUCCAGAAUCCACAGAUGGGGUGCCCCAUCCCAGCCAUCGUGCUGAUCACCAAGGCGAACCGUGGGCUGUGCUACCCUCCCGACUCCCAGACGGCUCGCCGUCUCAUGAAAGUCCUGGACGCCAGAAAAGCCCGAAAUUCAAGGCGACCCUAAAAGGAGGACAAACCAUCCCUGCCAACAGCAGAGCCUGCAAGAAAGAGAGACCCAAAGAAAAUUAUUCAGCAGAGAGCGUGAAUUAUGACAUUUUGGCUUCCUAUUUCACUCAUUACUCUAGUAAUAAUAGUCACAUUAACUGCCAUGGCUCCAUGCUGUGGAAUCCUGGCAUCUGUAGUUUGGCGAGGCCCAGCCCUCUAUGGUAGAGAAGGCUCAAGACCUUGUGAAACUACACAUCCCAGGAUCCUGUUGCAUUGAGCCCUGCAAACUGCAUCCAUUCCACAGUGGAGAUGCACCCCUGAUGUUUUUAAAUGCUAGGUACCAUCCCUGAAGAUGUGAAAUAAAUACAGAAAAGGGCACCGCUCUGGGUAUGUUGCAACCUCUGAGCCACACGGCCAAAUUGCGAUCGCAUUUAUUUGAGCAGAGGCUUUGAAAGCGCCCUUUGCAAACCCUUUCCUUUCCUUAAAGCUAGUUCGUCAUUGGCUUUCUUCUUGAAGAUGGCAUUGUCCUUUGCAGAACUGUAAGUUACCAUCCCUUGUUGGGGGGGGGGGGGCAUGCCCGACUUCAGCAUUCCUAAAUGCAAAGAGUUUAUACUUGUUGCAAAAGCCCUUUUGCAAGUGUUUGCAAGCACCUGAAAUCAUGUUUGCUUUUGGUUGCAUCCAUGCUGUGGAAUUAAUGCAACCUGAUCCCACUUUAAAUUCUAUGGGGUCGUGGGAGUUAUAGUUUUACCGCUUCUGCAGCCUUCUCUGCCAAACUACAACUCCCAUUUUGCACCGCGUUGAGCGGUAGCAGUUAAACCGAAUUAAUUCUGUGAUGUAGAUGCACCCUUUUUGGACAGAGACAGGGAAGCUUCGUACUUGACGUGAAUGGAGAUGUAGGUCGAGCUUCCCUUAUCUGGAAUGCGUAGUGUUUUGGAUAUUGGACUUUUUCGGGUUUUAUAUACCAUUUUUCCUCAACCUUCCUAAUGCUGCGACCCCUUAAUACAGUUCCCCAUGUUGUCGUCACCCCCAACCAUAAAAUUAUUUUCGUUGCUACAUAAAUUUGCUACUAUUAUGAAUCAUAAUGUAAAUAUCUGAUAUGCAGGAUGUAAUUUCAUUAACUGGACCAAAUUUGGCACAAAUACCUGAUACACCCAAAUCUGAAUACUGGUGGGGUUGGGGAAGGGUUGAUUUUGUCACUUGGGAGUUGGAGUUGUGGGAUUUUGUCAUUUGGGACUUGUAGUUGCAGGGAUUUAUAGUUCAGCUACAAUCAAAGAGCAUUCUGAACUCCACCAAUGAUGGAAUUGAACCAAACUUGGCACACAGAACUCCCAUGACCAACAAAAAAUACUGGAAGGAUUUGGAGGGCAUUGACCUCGAGUUUGAGAGUUAUAGUUCACCUACAUCCAGAGAGCACUGUGGACUCAAACAAUGAUGGAUCUGGACCAAACUUGGUAUGAAUACUCAAUCAAAUUACAUUCUAAACUCCACCAAUAAUGGAAUUGAACCAAACCUGGCACAAAGAACUCCGAUGACCAACAGAAAAUACCAGAAGGGUUUGGUGGGCAUUGACCUUGAGUUUGGGAGUUGUAGUUCACCUACAUCCAGAGAGCACUGUGGACUCAAACAAUGAUGGAUCUGGACCAAACUCAAUAUACUCAAUAUACUCAAAUGUGCACAGUGGUAGAGCUUGGGGAAAACAGACCUUGACAUUUGGGAGUUGUAGCUGCUGGGAUUUAUAGUUCACCUACAUCUAGAGAGCACUGUGGACUCAAACAAUGAUGGAUCUGGACCAAACUCAGUAUACUCUAUAUACUCAAAUGUACACACUGGUAGAGCUUGGGGAAAACAGACCUUGACAUUUGGGAGUUGUAGUUGCUGGGAUUUAUAGUUCACCUACAUCCAGAGAGCACUGUGGACUCAAACAAUGAUGGAAUUGGCCCAAACUUCCCAUAUAGAACCACCAUGACUAUUGGAAAAUACUGUAUUUUCUGAUGGUCUCUGGAGACCCCUCUGACACCCCCUUGCGACCCCCCCAGGGGCCCCGACCCCCAGGUUGAGAAACAUUGUUAUAUACAUUACAACGUUUAUAUGCAACAUUUGUCAUAAUGGUGU
Anolis sagrei ordinatus is the source of this 2488-nucleotide messenger RNA. Its product is annotated as C-C motif chemokine 21b-like. Gene Ontology annotation, cellular component: extracellular region. The record is from RefSeq and is a predicted model, not a curated record. Gene Ontology annotation, biological process: immune response. Gene Ontology annotation, molecular function: chemokine activity. NCBI's taxonomy places the organism in Eukaryota, Metazoa, Chordata, Lepidosauria, Squamata, Anolidae.